Molecule: messenger RNA, 2149 nt
Organism: Momordica charantia (bitter melon)
Lineage: Eukaryota; Viridiplantae; Streptophyta; Magnoliopsida; Cucurbitales; Cucurbitaceae
Product: NAC domain-containing protein 86
Biological process (GO): regulation of DNA-templated transcription
Molecular function (GO): DNA binding
Source: RefSeq, a predicted model, not a curated record
CUCAAACUCUACCAUUUUUCAUCUCCAAAUUGAGGGUUUGGAGGUGAUUCAUUUGGUAGGGCUGGUCUCAGUGUUUUUUGUUUGAGGCCUGUGUCCUAAUCUCUUGCACAUAUUAACUAUUACAUGGCUCCUGUUUCAUUGCCACCCGGUUUCCGAUUCCACCCGACCGACGAGGAACUCGUUGCAUACUACCUCAAACGCAAGAUCAAUGGCCGCGAGAUUGAGCUCGAGAUCAUCCCUGAAGUUGAUCUUUACAAAUGUGAGCCAUGGGAUUUGCCAGGAAAGUCAUUGCUGCCAAGCAAGGAUCUUGAGUGGUACUUCUUCAGCCCUCGUGAUAGAAAGUACCCAAAUGGGUCAAGAACCAAUAGAGCAACCAAAGCUGGGUAUUGGAAAGCCACAGGGAAAGACAGAAAAGUGAAUUCCCAAUCAAGGCCUGUGGGGAUGAAGAAAACCCUAGUUUACUACCGCGGCCGAGCCCCCCACGGUGCCCGCACCGACUGGGUCAUGCACGAGUAUCGUCUCGAUGACCGGGAAUGUGAAGCCGCUUCAAAUGGCUUGCAGGAUGCGUAUGCGCUUUGUCGCGUGUUCAAGAAGAGUCCGACUACAAUCGCCCCGAAAAUAGAAGACAAUCAGCAGUAUUGCAAUAUUACUUCAUCCUCUAACCAGUUCCUUAAUAGUGACCAAUCUUCUGAGCUUUACUCUGAAGGAAGAUGUGAAGAACCAGAGAGUUCAAAUUAUUCAAUGCCAUUUGAUGGGUUCCAAUCCCAUAUGGUUAACAAGGAUUGUUCAUUUGACAUGUUUGGUGGAAGAAGAGAAGGAAAAUGGUCUCGGUUUUUAUCUCAAGAAGCUUCUAAUUCAGCCCCUUCUUUCCAAAGUUAUGCAAAUAUUCCAUACCCUCCUUCCAAGGUGGACAUAGCCUUAGAAUGUGCAAGGUUACAACACCGUUUCACUUUGCCACCGUUGGAGGUGGAGGACUUCCCUCACUCCGGCUACUCCGACCACUUCAAAACGCCGCAACCGGUGAACCCCGCCAUGCUCGGCGGUGGAAGCGAGACGUCGACCGACAUAUUGCAGGAGAUUCUUUCAGUGGCUCAGGCCUCUCAUGAGCUAGCGAACCAAUCUUGUGUAGUUGAAGCAGAAACAUGGGAUGGAGGGCUUGCCAAUGUUUAUACUUGUUCUAAUAAUAAUGACGACUUCACUUUCAUGGCUCCCAAAGAUUGCUUCCAAGAUUGGAGCUCUGUUGGAAGAUUCGAUGUGGAGAGCUCGUGGGAAGAUCCCUAUUCUAAGUGUAUAGACGUCGGAGAUGCGGAUGGCGCUAUCGGGGUUGAGAACUUGAGAUGGGUCGGGAUGUCUAACCAAGUCCUCGAUGAGAGUUGCAUGGAAGACUCCAAGCUAGUUCCCAUAGAGAACAUUUCAAGCUUCCAAAUGGAAGAUCAAAACCAGCUUCAAGAAGAUCAAAAUAGUCAAAUGAACGACGACUUUGCACUCUCAUUCAUAAAUGACGACGAUCGAGACCAUAUCAACUUUGACAUGGAAGGAUCAAACAAUACAAUAGCCCACUAUUCAAGCUCUCCAAGCUUCGAGGUCGUGGAAGAAAUCAAGGUCAACCACGGCCUCUUCAUCUCGACCCGACAAGUCGCGGAGACCUUCUUCCACCAAACAAUGCCUUCAGAGACAGUUAAAGUCCACAGCUUGAACUCUUUCACGGCCCCAAAUUUAAUUAGUUUCCACGAAAGGACAUCUGAAAGAAAAGUCUCUUUCUUCAAUGGGUCAUCGCUGAAGAAGCCAUGGAAUAACUUCCAAAGAAAAAUUGUCUCAAUUCUUGAGCUUCUGCUGAUCUUCACAGUGUAUUCACAAGAAGAAGAAGAAAAAGAAGAAGAAAAUGGAGAAAAAUUGCUAAGUGAAGAUGGGGAAUGGAAUAAAUCAAAGGUGAAUGGGGGAGCCUUCAACUUGAUUUUGAAGAACACAGUGAUUUUCUUUAGCAUUGCUUCAUUGGCUCUUUGUACUAUUUGGGUUAAUUAUAAUUGAUUUUUUCUUUUUUCUUUACAUUUUUUUUUCAAUCUUUCUGUGACUUAAAGUUUACAGUUAAUAUACGAAUAAUAAUAUAUGUAAGUGGGGAGGGCAAGAACUUAGCUUUUCUCUCAACAUU